AUGUCACUCGCUGAGCAACUCGUUGAAAUGGGUUUUCAUCAAAACCAAAUUGAUAGCGCAAUCAAAACAGGAAAAUCAGCAAAUUUGGAACAAGCUAUAGAUUGGAUUACAACACAUGAGAAUGAAAUAGCAGCAGGAACUGCUUCUGGUUCUGAACCAGUUCUCAAUUUAAGCUCUAGUGGUAAUACAACAACAGCAACUACUACUGAAGCACAAUCUGAAGUAAAUUCACUCAAAUGUGAUGAAUGUGGCAAAUUAUUAAAAGAUGCUGAUACGGCUACUGCUCAUGCUUUACGAACAAAUCAUUCAAGUUUUUCUGAAUGUACAGAAGCAAUUAAACCAUUAACAGCUGAAGAAAAAGAAGAAAUGAAGAAAAAAUUACAAGAACGUAUUGUUGCUCGACGUAAAGAACAACAAAUAGCUGAUGAAAAAAAUGCAAUUGAAAUGGAGAAAAAACGUAUUAGUGAUGCUAAAAGUUUAUUGGAAAUAAAACAAAAACGAGAAGAAGAUGAAAUGAAAAAAAUUGCUGAAGCUAAUCGUCGUGAAAAACUUGAAACACAAUUAGCUAAACAACGUGCUAUUGAACAGAUUGAAGCUGAUAAACGUGCUCGACGAGAAAGAGCUGCAGCAGAAAAAAGUGGAGGAACUGUAGAAGAUGUUCCAGCUCCUAAACCUCAACAUGUUGUUACACCACAGCCAACACGACAAUAUGAUGAAUGUAAUCUUCAAGUUCGUUUACCAGAUGGUUCAACAGUACGACAAAUAUUUAAAGCAGCUGAUCGAUUUGAAAAAGUUAUGGAAUGGGUACGUGAAAAACAACAAUCUCGUCCAUUUAUUCUUGUACAAAAUUAUCCAAAAAAGGAUUUUAGUGAAAAUGAUAAUCAUAAAUCAUUAACUGAACUUGGUCUUGUUCCAUCUGGUUCACUUAUGGUGAAAGAACUUGCUCAUUUUCAAACAUAG
This is a messenger RNA of Adineta steineri, 960 nucleotides long. The record is from the annotation of a GenBank genome assembly. Lineage: Eukaryota; Metazoa; Rotifera; Eurotatoria; Adinetida; Adinetidae.